GUUGUCAUCAGUUGUCAUAUUGACCUGAUAUUGACGUAAAGACGAGUAGUUUUAUUAUACGCGCCUGUGUUUUUUUAAUUUUUAUCAAUGUGAAAUCAAUUGUAGUUACCAUCAAAGGCCAUUAAAUAUCUUAAACAGUGUAUCAAUGUUAUUUAAAAACACACAAUAGACAUUAUAUUGUCAAAAUGGAAGCAUACAAUGAUGUAGUUGAAAGGGCGUACGCUACAGGCGUACAGGCCACUAUGUGUUUUAUGCUUUCUGUUUUUAUAUUUACCAUAUCGCUUCUAUCUGGAAAUUGGCUGAAAUAUUCAUCGGAAAUCGGAACUAUAACAUACUGGGGCCCAGCUCUGUAUUUAUGUUUGCUGAACUUCGGUUUGCGGUAUUGGUACAAAGGAUUCGCAUAUAAAGUAGCAGUCCGGGCAGCAUUUCUCGGAACAGCAUUUGCUGCAGGCGUCUUCCUUGCCACAUUUGACAAUGGCUGCAAAGUGUUUGGGCUCUACAUUAUGAUUCUAACAACAUUCCAUUUCUCCGAAUUCAUGUCAGUGGCCCUCACUAACCCAUUGACGUUAUCUCUGGACUCAUUUAUCUUGAACCAUAGUGUUCAGUAUGGUGUCGCGGCUGUCGCUAGUUGGGUGGAGUGGGCAGUCGAGUUCUACUUCUUUCCUGAAAUGAAGACUUGCUUUUGGCUGUCCACGAUCGGCGUGUUGAUGUGCAUCGGUGGCGAGAUCCUCAGGAAAUCGGCAAUGUUUACCGCCAAGACGAAUUUUAACCAUACUGUCCAAUUUGUGAAGAAGCCAGGCCAUGAGCUGGUAACACAUGGAGUGUAUUCAUUCUGCCGGCACCCCAGCUAUGUGGGAUGGUUCUACUGGUCACUUGGCACGCAGAUAACCCUGCUCAACCCAGUGUGCUUGAUCAUCUAUGCAUUGGCAUCGUGGACGUUCUUCCGUGAACGUGUCUACGCCGAAGAGUUGACCUUGCUCUCGUUCUUUGGACCCCAGUAUGUAAAUUACCAGAAAAAGGUUGGCACCGGACUGCCCUUCAUCCAUGGAUAUGUCCCUGAGAACACCCGGCAGAGGAUGAAAGACGAUCACUGGAGUUACUGAGAGUUACUGAUACUGGCGCAUUUUAAGAGCAUUUUCGGUGUUAAUUGUGAUUUGAGUACGGACAAGACUUUGACCGAGUCGGCGUGGACUCCCGACAUAAUAGGGUCAGGUAGGGCGUUGUAAAUCCUUUUACCAACUUGGAAAAGGAGGCAUUUGACCGGUUUAUUUUUAUUUGUAUUGACGUUUAUAGUGUGCGCAACAAGAAUUUCUUGGGUAAGUACGGUAAAGUGCAAGUUAGGAAAAAAUAGUUUGGUCAAAUAGAAGUGGUUUAAAGAUGAAUAAGUAUGAAAGAUCCUAUUAUAUUUUCCGCAUGUAAAGAUAAAUUAUUUUAGUUUGGUGCGCGUACUGGAGCAAUUCUUAACAUAACAUCUUUUAAUCAACAAUUUUUUUGGCUAUUUUCUUGUAGUUUAAAAUCAAAGUUUACAACAGCAUAAUAUUUUAUUUAAAUAUGUUUUAUCAAUGCUAGACCGUAAAUAAUAGAGGUAAAAUUUAAGGAAUCUUGACUUUGAAAUAUGUAUUUCGAAUCGACAAUAUAAAAUAAUUUAGUACAAUUUUUCUUAAUACAGUAAGCUGGGGAAGGGAGGCGUACAGCCAAAUAUCUGUGACUUUUAAUGAAACCUGUCUAGUCACACGUAUUGUAUGUUUAGUCACAAUUUUAUUAUGAAUGUUGUGAAAUGUAACAAAUACUUAGGUAUAACGUUUUAUGUAUGUUCUUAAUAUAUUAGCUCGGUAAAUGGAAUGCUGUCCAGAACUAUAGCGUUCUAAGAGAACAAAUUUGGCAGUAGAAUACAGUAGUGUCUAUGGACCGGUUCAUAGUCUUAUCGGAAGCCAAGCUGAACUCACAGCUAUUUUAUUGUGUCUGGGUUAUUACCGGAGAUUCAAGGAACAUAUCCCUUUUCCCAUUUGGCGUUGUAGGUAUUAUUUGAGAGUGGUAAUCAUUCACCAUCUUAGUUAUUCAUCGGUCUUUUGUUAAGACGGAAAGAAACUGGCAGUGGUCGAAGUUUUUAUUAUUUGCCUGAAGGCUCAUGUAGUGAUUAUUUAUACCAAUAUUUUAAAAUUAUAUGGAUAAGUGAAUGGAUUAUUAGUGAUGAAAUGGAAAUGAUCAAGGACUGGUUUUUCUGAAAAAA
Molecule: messenger RNA, 2230 nt
Organism: Manduca sexta (tobacco hornworm)
Lineage: Eukaryota; Metazoa; Arthropoda; Insecta; Lepidoptera; Sphingidae
Gene: ste14
Product: protein-S-isoprenylcysteine O-methyltransferase
Exons: 5
Coding region: 186-1103 (305 amino acids)
Biological process (GO): C-terminal protein methylation
Cellular component (GO): membrane; endoplasmic reticulum
Molecular function (GO): protein C-terminal S-isoprenylcysteine carboxyl O-methyltransferase activity
Source: RefSeq, a predicted model, not a curated record